AUGAAGCGUGGCGGCAGCGGUGAACAGGACAACGUGGCACGACUGAUAGCGAAGGGAUUCGGCAAAGCCAAGGCUACGCAAGCCCUCAAGGAUGCCGGCAACAACGUAGACGUGGCACUGCGCAUUCUGGAGCGGCAGCGUGAUCAGCAGAAGCAGCAGCCGCGAGUGUGCACGUCGACCAGCACAGCCUCUGCAGCCAUCCCAUCAUUGCACCGAACGAAGCCGCCGCCGACCUCGUCUCUCUUUGGUAGUUCUUCUCCAGCUGCUGAGGCCCUGCGUCGGCAGCGAGAGCGGCGUCACCCGUGUGUUGUGCAGUUCGGCUCAUGCCAGUUUGGGCAGUACUGCGCGCUCAGGGGCCUCCCCGGCGACAUCUGCGUGCAACACUUCCAAGGCUGCUGCGUGUACGGGAGUGCAUGCCACCACCGCCACACAAUCGACGGCGUUGAUGUUCGCGAUUAUGUGUGGGGCUCUCCGAAGGAUGAGGACUUGGCGCCAGUGCUGCGAAGCGGUGACUCGAUGUACCGCGUGCACGCCGUGGCUGGAAUGGGGUCGAAAGUGCAGACGGCCGAGCUUAUAGGAGACCAGGCCGACACCCCCACACGCGACGGUGAUGGAGAGUACGACGGUGGCGACGUGGUGCACCGAUCGCCAGCAGCUUCGCUAGGUAUGGGAUCCGAUUUCAAUCGCAUUCGCGGAUCCGCUCCAUCACACACGGAUCCGAUGCUGCCGCCGCUGCUGUGCACGUUCGAGCGCAAGGUGGAGGAGACUGGGGGUAGCGAGGAGGUCGACGCAGCAGGAGCUCGCACCGUGGGAUUGGGUCCAGAGGCGGUAGCAGUGGCGCAUCCGACGCCGUUUCGCGAUCUGGUGAAGGGCUGCGCUAGUGCUGUGCAGCCCGCUCUACCACCACAACCACCGAUCUCUUCAUCGACGCUAUCCUCUUCUGCAGCGACUGCCGCUGCGCGUCGCGGUCGUGCUCGUCACCCAUGCAUCGCGCAAUUCGGCAACUGCAAGUUCGGCGAUGCCUGUGUCCACGCCGACCGUGACGCGGAUGUCUGCGUGCAUUUCCUCAAUCGCCGCUGCCGCUACAGCGCUGACGAGUGCCGUUACCGCCACGAAACGGAGGUAGAGUAUCAAGCCACGCUACUUGCGCGCAUCGGUUUGCCAGGGUCGACGGCGGACGUGGCCGGCGAGCGGAGGGAGUCGCCGUACGCCGACAAGUCAAAGUGCCGCUUGCAGGGCAGCCGCCCACAAACGGCAGCAACGCCAGGGCCAGGCCGCGACAAGUCCUCCACGGGCGGCCAAUCACUGUCACUAGCGCUGCCGUCCGUGGAGGACUUGGCGGCGCUUCCGGAAGCACUGCGGCCCACUGAUGAUGCCGGUGCAGCUCAUAAAAGCGACGACGACUACCUCAGCAGCGCCUCUGAGAUGCAAGUCUUCCUCGGGCUGCUCGAGGCGUUUCCUAAUGUCGAGCCGGUGGUAGUGCUCCAGGCGCUGCGCGCGAGCGGCGGAGACCUGAUCCACGCCAGCGAUAUUAUCAGCCAUUUUGGUGACGCCCCGACAGUAGCCGAGGUGAACAACGUGGCCAGCGUGCUUGCGUUGGCGGCGGCCGAAGAGGCGGCGGAGCGCGAGGCGGCGGUGGUGCUAGAGCGCCAGAAUGCUUUACUGACGCUUCUCUCCCUCUUCCCAGCGGUCGAGCCGGCAGCAGUGGAGGCGGUGCUGUCGCAACACCACGGCGCCUUUGAAGAGGCGUACAGUGUGCUUCUCUGCGCGCAGGAGAACGUGACUCGGUCAGCCAUCUGGAGUGGGAGCACGGCGACUAUGGCGCCCGUCGAUCAGCUCCGCGUAGAGAAGCUGUGCGUGAUGUUCCCCAGCCUUGACACGGAGGUGGUGCGGAGUGCCUACUGCGCCGCAGACCGUCAGUGGAGUCGCGCGACAGCGGCUCUGAAUGCGCUGACGGAGGAACUGCUCUCCCUCGACUCUGUCGCGGCGGCGGCAGCGGCACCUGCGAAGACUGCUGCAACAGCGACAGUGGAGUGGCAGCCGCCUCAUCUUGCAACGGCAAGGGCAGAGGUGGCAGGGGACGACGGCAGCAGCGCCAAUGGUGUGCUUACGGCGGAGGUGGAAACGAGUGCAGAGGCCUACAACGCCUAUCGGGCAGCGGAGAAAGAGAUACUCGAGUUUGGCGACUGGCGGCGGGUGCGGGAGCAGGCCUACCUGGUGAACAGACAGCGUCUCCUCGUCCUGGGCCAGGCCACCGCCGCUUUUUUAAGCGGGGACGGCAGAACGGCGAAGAUACUCAGCAGCGAGGGCCGUCGACUCGAUCUCGAGUACAACCGACUGAACCGCUUGGCGAUGCUCGCCCUGGAGCAGGAGCGGCUGCGCACAAAUCCCACCAGUACCCUCGACCUCCAUGGUUUCCAUGCCACGGAGGUGCACGACGUGCUGGUCCGUCGCAUCCGCGUCUGCCAGCGCCAUCGUAUUGGCCGACUUCGCAUCGUGACGGGGCAGGGGAAGCACAGCAAGCGCGGCCAUCAAUCGCUAUACCCUGCCGUCAUGGAGGACCUCCGCACUGACGCGUUCCUGACGGCAGUCGUGAAGGUCAAGUCCAUCAAGGCUGGCUACAUCGACGUUACGGUGCGACUACCCACUACUGAAUCCUAA
Leishmania braziliensis MHOM/BR/75/M2904 is the source of this 2661-nucleotide messenger RNA. RefSeq lists its product as hypothetical. Gene Ontology annotation, molecular function: ubiquitin binding; metal ion binding. Lineage: Eukaryota; Euglenozoa; Kinetoplastea; Trypanosomatida; Trypanosomatidae. The record is from RefSeq and is a predicted model, not a curated record. The coding region runs from base 1 to 2661 and encodes 886 amino acids. The transcript has a single exon.